This is a messenger RNA of Capsicum annuum, 1613 nucleotides long. Its product is annotated as chaperone protein dnaJ 10. The record is from RefSeq and is a predicted model, not a curated record. Bases 370 to 1386 code for a protein of 338 amino acids. The transcript has 11 exons. Lineage: Eukaryota; Viridiplantae; Streptophyta; Magnoliopsida; Solanales; Solanaceae.
AAAUGUAAAACGCAAAAAAAGGGGGCUGGGCCGUUAUUAACUCCGCACGUUGAUUGUCGGUGCAAAACCCCGCAGAUCAUACAACGUUUUUCCAUUUUUAUGAAUCAAUCAAAGAAUAUGUUUUGCCAAUCCGCGGUUAAGGUUUCUUUUGUCUGUCUGAACAUCGCCUAUUGGUCUACGCGUUUAGGCAACACUCAGAGCCACAGGUUUAAAUAUUUCAACAUCAUCAAGAUUUAUACAUUUAUUUACACCAACACCCAAAUUCCUAAUUCCUGCAAAAUCACUCCCAACUUUCACCCUUUUAUCAAAUUGGCAACACAUUGAGUGAUUGCAGGUUUUACUGUAUUGGAAGUUUGCAUUUGAUUAGCUAUGGCGAAGCACACAGAAUAUUAUGACAUAUUGGGGGUUGAUGUGACCGCGACUCCUGCUGAAAUUAAGAAAGCUUACUAUUUCAAGGCAAGGACUACACAUCCAGACAAGAACCCUGGGGACCCACAAGCUGCUCGUAAUUUCCAGGUCCUUGGGGAGGCUUAUCAGGUGCUGAGUGAUCCUGAGAAACAUGAAUUUUAUGACAAAUAUGGUAAAGGAGAUAUGUCGAAGGAUUUGAUGCACCCUGCAGCUGUAUUUGGGAUGCUGUUUGGGAGUGAUGUAUUUAUUGAUUAUGUCGGGGAACUUAGAUUGGCUUCCAUACAAACUGUUGAAGAUGAAGAGGACGAAGUUGUUCCUGAGAUUCGUAGGCAGAACAUUCAGGAGAAAUUGAAGAAAUUGCAAAAGGAAAGGGUAGAGACGCUCACGACAAUUUUAAAAGAACGUCUUCAGCCCUUUGUAGAAGGCCGAAAAGAUGAGUUUUUACAAUGGGCACAGUCAGAGGCGGAACAUCUUGCUCAAGCUGCUUUUGGUGAGGCUAUGCUGCAUACUAUUGGUUACAUCUACACAAGGCAAGCAGCGAAAGAACUUGGGAAAACUAAAAGAUUCAUGAAGGUGCCAUUUUUGGCAGAAUGGGUAAGGGACAAAGGACACCUAAUAAAAUCGCAAGCAAUGGCUGCUUCAGGGGCUGUGUCUUUACUUCAAAUACAAGAAGAACAGAAGAAGUACCAUGAGGAGAACAAAGUAGAGGACGCAAUCAAAACAAUGGAAGAUAAGAAAGAUAUCAUGAUUAAAUCACUUUGGCAAAUUAACGUCGUGGAUAUUGAGUUAACUUUAUCGCGUGUUUGCCAAGCGGUCCUUAAAGAGCCCAAUGUUCCGAAGGAUACUCUCAGGCUACGUGCUACGGCCAUGAAAAAGCUGGGGACAAUUUUUCAGGGUGCGAAGCCAAUGUACAAAAGAGAGAGCAGUUUGCGGAGUGAAAACACAGACAUGGUAGAUAGUGGUCCGUCCUCUAAAUGAAGCUAAUAUCUUUUUCACUUUAUUUUUGGUGUCGAGACUUAUAACAGCUGUAUUAUCUGUGCUCGGGACUUGUUCGGUGUUGUGCGCUUCUGUUAUUACAUUCUGGCAUCUCCCUGUUCUACAGAAGCAGUUCGAUCCUUCUAUGGCCAAAAUCUCAAUUUCUUGAAAGUCUUUGAUUUCUUGUGAAAACGUCGAUUUUAUAUGUUAUAUAUGAUAAUCUUUUUAUU